Harpegnathos saltator (Jerdon's jumping ant) is the source of this 5430-nucleotide messenger RNA. RefSeq names its product nuclear pore complex protein Nup214 (gene Nup214). The transcript has 5 exons. The coding region runs from base 180 to 4970 and encodes 1596 amino acids. The record is from RefSeq and is a predicted model, not a curated record. Gene Ontology annotation, molecular function: structural constituent of nuclear pore; protein binding. NCBI's taxonomy places the organism in Eukaryota, Metazoa, Arthropoda, Insecta, Hymenoptera, Formicidae. Gene Ontology annotation, cellular component: nuclear pore. Gene Ontology annotation, biological process: protein import into nucleus; RNA export from nucleus.
ACUAUUUUAAUUUCUGUGGUUUAAGUUAAACAUCGUAAGUGCUAUCAUGAGAGUUGUAGUUAAUGUCGAUUAAAAGUUUGUUUCGAACGUACUUUGCACAGUGGACACACGUCGAUCUUCUUUAUUACUAUCGCUAAUUAUUUAUAAAGAGAAAUCUUCCUCUCGUGAGACAAAUAGAAAUGAAGACAGCGCCAGAUCCAAUAUAUGUGCAGGAAUUCCUUUUUAAAGAGUCAAGUACAUCUCAGAUAUGUGAUGGUUUCUCACAAAUACCUGCUGCUUGUAGCCUUCUUGUGGCGGACAAAAAACGAGGAUUGCUUUAUAUAGGACAUAAUGACAAAAUUUCUGUACUGAAGCCAACAAAAGAGAACAGUGCAGAAUGGAAGACAGAACUUCAAUUGCCAGGCAUUAUAUCAAAAAUUGCAAUUAAUUGUGAUUAUAGAUAUAUUGCUAUAGCCAUAGCAAUGAAGCCUACAAUAUUGAUAUAUGCUGCCUAUUCUCUAAUUAGAAAUAGCCUUUAUCUGUUACACGAAAUAGGAUCAAACAAAAUAGACAGUUAUGUAACAGAUAUACGAUGGAAUCCUACUGUACCUAUGAUGCUCUGUACUGUCACUAGUGACUAUACUAUUGGCAGUUUUCUGUUAAAAGAAGAGAUAAGGGAAAAGUCUGUGCCGAAAUUAGUUUUACAAUCGAAGGUAUCGAACGAGUUACAGGUUUUAUGUGCAGCCUGGAGUCCCAAAGGCAAACAAAUAGCCGUAGGUUGCAAGAACGGAGACAUCAUCCAACUGAAACCAGAUCUGAAGAUUGCUAGGACUAUUACAGGCCCCUUACCAUCCAUCGGUGAGGUGAUCAGUAUCUUAUGGAUUAGUAAUUAUCAGUUCUGCGCGGCAUAUCUGAGCAACGAACGACAUAUUAAUGUUCUUAUCGUCGACGCACCAAAGGGAGAAACAAACGCCAUGUUCACAUGCUAUGAAGAUAUCACAUAUGGAUUUCCUGAUACUGAUGGAGAGGAGAACGUUUAUCGUUAUUAUUUCGAGCAUGUGCCGGAAUGGGGAAUUAUCAUAACAGGUAGCAGCAGCAGCAGCGAAAUAGCUGUGUUGGGCACGACUGACGGGGGCGUGAAUUGGAAUCAGUGGCAAUUAGUCGAUAAUGGUAGGGCUCAACUGCCUUUGAUGAGGACUACGGAGAUUUUUCCCAUGGGUCUAGCUGUGGACAAGUCUUCGACCGACAGGUUAGCAUGGGGCACAGAUGCGACAUUGCCGAACCCGGUUCCGAUUUUACAUAUCCUUGGAACGUCUGGAAAAUUAUGCAGUUUUCAUAUGGUUAAUUUAACGCCCAACUGUCCUGUCAUCACUUCACCUCCCACGGAAAUUGUCGCUAUUCCGCAGGCUCCGCCACAGCCUCCUAGUGCUUUACCCGCGGAGAUGUCAUUCAAUAUGAACACUGUGGUGACCAGCACGCCGCGGCCAAAGCAACUAGAGGCCGUGCCGGAACGUACGAAGGUCGCUCCGAUAACGAAUAUAUUCGGCGAUUCUCUGAAAGCGGCAGGAUUCUUUCAACAAUCUCCUGAACAACCAGCGGAACAGCCGAAAUCACCAGAAGAAAAAGCUAUCGCGCCUAUAACCGCAGCCACCAAACCGAUUAUAGCGAAAGAAACACCAGCGCUUGAACCUACGAAGACAGAGACCAGGUUAAUAGCACAGGACAAGGAAGUAAGCUCACCGCAAAUAGUGGAACAGAGAGCGUCCAUCGACGACAGUGUGCGGAUGCGAGCCUACCUGCAAGAGAUAGCCUUGUUCGAGAAAGAAUGGCGAAGCAAGUUGGAGUCGCAAGUGUGGGAAUGCGGCACGGACGAAGAGAAGAGACGGCUCGGGGAAACAUCCGCCGUCGUGGAACAGUUUAUAAAAGAUUUGAAGGAUACAACUAGCAGUUUGUCUAGCGAUGUGGCGUACCUGAAGACUUUGUUAUUGCAAUCGUUCGCGUGGAUUGAAGAGACCAAGUCGAAGAAUGCAAGCAGCACGGACAUAAGCAAUAGAAACUGCGGCGAAAACAGCAGAAUAGCGGAUCUACAACGGGCGUUCUACUAUGCACAGACCCAGCUUAAUCAAGUCAGUAAAAUCUUGGAUUUGGAAUGGUCGGAACAUAAGACGGAGAUAACGAAGAUGAAGAUACCCAGCUUGGAAUUCAUCUAUCAGAAUCUCUUACUGCACAGCGAGAUUAUCGCCAAGGAGAAAGAGAAACUCGAACAAAUCUUGCGGAGGUGGAAGUCCCUCAGCCGCUCGUCAGGGUGCACGACCAAGGAUGUAUCCAGCCUCAACCAUUCGAUGACGAGCCUGCACAUAAGCUUGCCGAGAACGCCGGUGUCGACUAUUCAAGGAAGAACUGAUGCGAUAGACGCCCAUUGCCAAAGUAUCGCUUUGAAGACUCUGAAUUUCACGUACGAGAAGCAGAUGAAGCUGAAAGCGUUGCUCACCAGUUCUAGUCCGAGGGUCAUCAAGUCAAUGAAUCCGUCACCGAUCCAAGACCGCUUGAAGGCCACGUUGUCUUCUUUGGCAUCCGUCAGUUCCGUGACGCCUCCUGAAACUAAAAGUAAGAUCGAGCCACCGAUCGUGAGCAAACCAAGUAUCGUGAAUAAGCAGAUAGUCGAGAAAGCUAAAACGCAAAGUAAUCCAUUGGCUUCAUUGAACAGCAUCGUCGCAAGGAUUGGCACGUCCGACACGAACGGCGUCAUUAUGCAGACCAAGACGCAACAAAAGCCGGCUCCCGCGACCGUCCCUUUUCCCACUGCGAUCUCCGUCAAGCAGACGGAGAAGAAGCCUAUCAUACCAACGGUUCCCACGAUGAGCCAACCCAAGCCCAAACAAGACCUCAAUGUUAACUUCCCGUCUAUCACUUUCGGCACACCUGCGCCCAAAUCUCAAGAUAUUCUCUUCUCGAAGCCCUCUACCAUGGACAUAACUGCCAGAAGCAGCAAAGAUGCAACAGUGUCGUCGAGCAACGAUAUCGCCGCUCCGAAAGCGCCGGAAUCCGCUCUAUUCUCGACUGGUCUGCUGAAGGACGUACUGUCGUCGGAGUAUUCGUUAACAAAGUCCGAAGGAGUCGCCCGUAGCCUGCCAUCAUUAUCCGUAACGCCGGCUGUGAGAACGGAUGCGGCUGCCACGUUCAGUUUCGCCACGCCUAACGCAGUCUCGUCCGUCGCGAAAUCGUCCUCUGCCACUCCGCUCGACGCGAUGAUGUCCUUCACUUACUCAAAGCCCUCUUAUACCCCUACUGUAGAAUCACCCGUUACGGCGGUGCAGCAAUUGCCGAUGCAGCCGACGAUACAAUUGAUGCAGCAGACGAUACAACCGACGCCGAUAGAAUUAGCAGCGUUAUCCUUAGGAACAUCAAGUUCGUUGAGUCUCCAACAGACGAGUCUCCCAAGCGUUGGCGCUGAUGGGAAAAUAAAUACGAUCGCGAGCACCAUGAGUUUUGCUACGCCGGCCGUUGCUACGACGCAGUCUUUCGCAACGAGCACCGUUACCCCGUCCGAUGUGACUAUCGGUGGACUCACCAUCAGUCUCGCAAGCACGAAUGCCACUUUGAAGCCGAUGGAGACACCAGUGUCCGACUCGGUCACUAUCCAAGCGGUCCAAGCGACGCCCGAAGUGAAAUCGCCCGCUUUCGGCGCCGCGGCUGCUCAGACCGCAACCUCGUUAUCUGCUGCAUCGAUAUUCGCCGGUCAGACUAUGAUGAAGAACAUGACUCCGAUCGCAGAGGCGUCGACGACACCGUCCGCUACCACUACCUUCGGCACGGCUACUUUCCCGUCGAUCGCACCUACCUUCGGCACGUCGACUUCGGCGUCGACUUCGUCGGUAUUUAGCGGAUUCCCGAACAUGCCCACCGGAGGAGCUACCACCAGCUCUUCCGUGACGACUUCCGUGAACACACAGAGCAGCGGUGUGUCUCCUUUUCAGAGCUCUUUAAGCAAACCGAUCUUUGGUGAACCCGCCACCAGUACGCCUGCUACGAAUUUUGGAAUCACUGUCAGCAACACUUCAGCAGCCAAGUCGCCGAUCUCGUUCGGUAUCUCGACGACGACGAUGCCGGCUACAGUGACGGCGGCCUCCUCGAUUACGCCCGCCUUCAGUAAAAGUCCGAUUACGUCGCCGGCGUCGAACGCUCAAUUCGGGACUCCAAGCGUUCAGACACCGCCCGUGUCGUCGGCGAAUGUCUUCGGGAAGAAUAUAAUCAGCUCUGCGUCUACACCGUUUAGCAACACCUCGAGCUCUGUGUUCCCCAACCUGCCCGCCACAUCCUCCAACGCUCCUAUAUUCGGCGGCAGUAUGAAUUCUAUCUUCGGAUCAACCCCGCUCUCCUCUACCAGCGGGACUAUGUUCGGCGGUAACUCGACGGCGUUCGGCACAGCCCCAUCGGGGCCCCUCUUCGACAACAAUGCUUCGAAAUCCGAUAGUGGCAUAUUUGGUAGUGCAACGAACGUGGCAGCCGCUUCUCCGUUCGGCAGCGCGACCAGUAACACUUCGCCGGCGGUCGCAGGCGCUUCUCCAGCAGGCGCGAACGUCAUCAAGUCUUCUGCGACUUAUACGUCCCCGAUAGGGAUGGGAGCGCAACAACCUGUGCUAGGUACUCAACCUAUUUUCGGACAAGCUCCCGCCUUUGGCGCCAAACCGAUGUUCGGAUCACCACCUUCGAUGUUCGGCGCGUCGAAACCAGUUUUUGGGAGUGGCUUCGGCUCGCCUCCUUCGUUUGAGUCUCCUGGUAUAGGAUUUGGAGCUACAUCUCCCAUGCAAAGUGGCUCUACGAUGGAGAACGUCAUGCCAAAAGUAUUCGGAGAAGUAGCAGGCAGCAGUACAUUCGAAUCUUUAGCUAAUCAGUCGGGUGGUCUCAGUUUUGGCAGUUUAGCUCAAAAGAGCCCGGAAGCGGAGAAACCAGCAUUCACUGCCAGUAGUUCUUUCUCCAGUUGGAGGUGAACAAGGCACAGUUGCGGCAGGUCUAUCUUGAAAACUGUCAUACAACGGUCGCUGAAUAGGAGCUAAGAAUAAUUCAAAUUACAAUCAUGUGCAUAUUGUUUUAUAUUGAAAAGUGACUUUUUAUGACAAAAUUGCGCUCUGUUACGUCUUGUACACUUGAUUAAGAUACAGAACUAGGUUUUAUAAUAAAAUAUUUUCAUUCAAAUCAAGAUAAUCAGUCUCUCGAUUAAUAUUGCAAAUGUUUUCUCAGUUUUUGCUUUGACUUCACGCACUUCUUUUUGGAAACGAAUCUACAGUUCUUCUUCUUUUUUCAGUAUUUAGUUUUUUUUUUAAUAUAAUAUCUUUCUUCUCAACGAAUCGUAUAAUGCACGAAAUAUUAAAUUUUCGUAAGAAUAUGUAUAAAUUAACCAAAAAAAAAGAAAAGAAAGGAAAAAAUUAUAUACAAUGAUAAUGAUUAUAA